This is a messenger RNA of Parasteatoda tepidariorum (common house spider), 6691 nucleotides long. Its product is annotated as kinesin heavy chain. Gene Ontology annotation, molecular function: microtubule binding; microtubule motor activity; ATP binding. NCBI's taxonomy places the organism in Eukaryota, Metazoa, Arthropoda, Arachnida, Araneae, Theridiidae. The record is from RefSeq and is a predicted model, not a curated record. Gene Ontology annotation, biological process: microtubule-based movement.
GUGAUCUCGUGACUGCGACCGUCCACUUUUCGGGGCCAGGAAAAUGGCUGACAUCAGGUGUUAAAUAGUAUUGUUGAUUAAAUGUACAAAUUGUUACUUUUAACCUUAUGAAACAUCUACAUCUUACAUAGUGACUUUUAAUUUAACUUUGAAAAUAACUAAUACUGAUUGAAACUUCAAUUUUCUAUAAUAGAUCUCUAUGACUCAUAAAUUUUUGUAACUGGGAUACUCUGCCGAUAAAAGAAAGGUUUUUAAAUCGACAAAAGUUAACUCGUUUUUGUUGUUUUUCAUGUUUACAUAUGAUCGACUAAAGUGUUAAUGAAUUUGCCUUUUUGACAACUACCUACUGUGCAUAUUGUCCAGAAAAAGUAGCACUUUUCAAAGUAAAGAAUGAACUCGCCCCACGAACCUCCUGCUGAAGACAGCAUCAAAGUUGUCUGCCGAUUUCGACCUUUAAAUGAUGCCGAAGAAAAAGCUGGUAGUAAAUUUAUUGCAAAAUUCCCCCCAGGAACUGAAGAAUGUCUUUCACUUCCAGGCAAACUUUAUAUGUUUGAUAAAAUUUUCAAACCUAAUGCUACACAAGAAAAAGUAUAUAAUGAAGCAGCUAAAGCUAUUGUCAAAGAUGUACUCAUGGGAUACAAUGGUACUAUUUUUGCCUAUGGUCAGACAUCCAGUGGUAAAACUCAUACUAUGGAAGGGGAUCUUACCGAUUCUGUAAAUCAAGGUAUUAUUCCAAGGAUUGUUAAUGACAUUUUCAAUCAUAUAUAUUCUAUGGAUGAAAAUAUAGAAUUCCAUAUAAAAGUAUCAUAUUUUGAAAUUUACCUGGACAAAAUCAGAGAUCUCUUAGAUGUUUCAAAAACUAAUUUGUCUGUACAUGAAGACAAAAACAGAGUACCUUAUGUUAAGGGAGCAACAGAAAGAUUCGUCACUAGCCCUGAAGAAGUAAUGGAAGUAAUUGAUGAAGGAAAAUCAAACAGGCAUAUUGCUGUAACAAACAUGAAUGAGCACAGUUCUCGUAGCCACAGUGUCUUCCUCAUUAAUGUAAAACAAGAAAAUCUUGAAAAUCAAAAGAAACUCAGUGGCAAAUUGUACUUAGUAGAUUUAGCUGGUAGUGAAAAGGUCAGCAAAACUGGAGCUGAAGGCAUGGUGCUUGAUGAAGCAAAAAACAUAAACAAAUCAUUGUCAGCUCUGGGAAAUGUGAUAUCAGCACUUGCAGAUGGCAAUAAAUCUCAUAUACCAUAUCGAGAUAGUAAACUUACCCGAAUAUUACAAGAGAGUUUGGGUGGUAACUCUAGAACUACCAUUAUCAUUUGCUGUUCUCCAGCCUCCUAUAAUGAAUCUGAAACUAAAUCUACAUUGGAAUUUGGUCGUAGAGCGAAAACUAUAAAGAACACUGUCAUAGUCAACGAAGAAUUAACUGCAGAGGAGUGGAAAAGAAGGUGGGAGAAAGAAAAAGAAAAAGUUACUAAACUCAAAGCUCAGUUGUCCCAAGCUGAAGCAGAACUUAACAGGUGGCGAAAUGGUGAAUCUGUGCCACAAGAUGAGCAGCUGCUUUCUAAAGAUCUUGAUGUUAGUACCUUAUCAUUGAGUGAUACUUCAUCGGUGACUAACAUCCCUCAACAAGUGUCUGCUGAGCCAGUUGGCAAUGCUGAAAGGGCUAAGUUUGAAGAGGAACGUAUACGUCUUUACAGUCAAAUGGAUGAAAAAGAUGAUGAAAUAGCUAGGCAGAGUCAAGAAGUAGAAAAACUAAAAGAGCAAUUAGCUGAACAAGAAGAGUUGAUUACUGCAAAUCGCAAAGAUUAUGAGCUUUUACAACACGAGAUGAAUAGACUUCAGCAAGAAAAUGAGUCUGCUAAAGAAGAAGUCAAAGAGGUUCUUCAAGCAUUGGAAGAACUUGCUGUCAAUUAUGAUCAGAAGUGUCAAGAAGUCGACAGCAAGAGUCGCGAGUUUGAGCAGCUUAGCGAAGACCAUAGCCAGAAAUUGUCAAAUCUUAACAAUACCAUGAAUGAAUUGCAACAACUGAAGGAUAACACUAUGCAUCAAAAGAAAAGAAUGACGGAGAUGCUGACGAAUUUGCUGAAAGAUUUGGGUGAAAUAGGUGUUGUUUUAGGUGGGAAUGUGUCUGAUACAAGGGCGGCUGGAGAAUUGUCAGGAAAAGUUGAUGAAGAAUUUACGGUUGUUCGCCUUUAUAUCAGCAAAAUGAAAUCAGAAGUGAAAGCUCUUUCAUCUAGAUGCAGUCAAUUGGAAAGUUCUCAGGUUGACAGCAAUAAAAAAGUUGAAACAUAUGAGAAGGAUCUUGCAGAAUGUAGACUUCUUAUAAAUCAGUAUGAAGCGAAAAUGAAAUCAUUGCAAGAAACCAUUCGUGAUAACGAAAAUAAAAAAAGAAGUUUAGAAGAAGAAGUAGAUGCCCUUAAUGAAGAGUGUGCUAAACUGAAAUCAGCAAAGGAGAUGCAUAUUAUGGCAUCAAAAGAAAAGCAGAAGGAAAAAGACAGUGCUGAAAAGAUGAAAGAGGCUUUGGAACAGCAGAUAGAAAAACACAGGGAAGCUCAUCAAAAACAACUAGCCCAACUAAGAGAUGAAAUUGCAGAGAAAAAUUCACAGAUUGAUCAGCUAAAAGAUGUCAAUCAGAAGCUUUCUCUGGCCCAAGAACAACUACAACUUGAUUAUAACAAGCUGAAGCAGGAUGAAUCCGAUAAAACUCAGAAACUUCAAGAGUUUAUAUUAAUGAGUGAGAGAAGAGAGCAAGCUCGUCAGGAUCUCAAAGGCUUGGAAGAGACUGUGGCUAAAGAACUUCAGACUUUACAUAAUCUGAGAAAACUUUUUGUACAAGACCUUCAGAGUAGGGUAAAGAAAUCGUCUGUUGGAGAUGACAGUGAUGAUAAUGGCGGUAGUUUAGCCCAGAAGCAAAAGAUCUCAUUCCUCGAAAACAAUCUAGAUCAACUAACCAAAGUCCAUAAACAGCUGGUUAGAGAUAAUGCUGAUUUGCGCUGUGAACUUCCUAAACUAGAGAAAAGGCUGCGUGCAACAAUGGAAAGAGUAAAAGCUUUGGAGCAGGCUCUGAAAGAUGCUAAAGAAAGUGCUAUGCGUGAUAGAAAAAGAUAUCAACAUGAGGUUGAUAGAAUAAAAGAAGCUGUGAGACAAAAGCAAAUUGCUAGGCGUGGAAAUAUGGCUCAUAUUGCUAAACCCAUCAGGGCAGGACAGCCUCACUCUGGCAGUGCAAAUCAGGGCAUCAGGCCUAAUCAAUUCCAGGGUUCAGGAUCUAACAUGAAUAGUGGAGAUUCCACAGCUAUCAAAGGCGGUCGAAAAGUGAUGUCUCCUAAAAAAGAAGAAAGUUAAUGUAUAUACUCCAGUUUGGGCUUUGCCGAAGUUCUCCUUUCAUGAACUUUUUAAAAUCUUUUGGACACUGAGGACUUCUCCAGAGAUGAUUCGCAACAAAGCUUAUAAUUUAUACUUGCAAUUGUGUUUGCUAAAUAGUCAUGUCCUGACAUUCAGGGCUGUGAUGUCUUUCAACCCCCCCCCCCUUCUCUGUGUGCUCAAAAAUUGGGACAAGGGCAGACAUUUGUUGAAAAGAAGAAGAAAAAUUAACAUGCUUUUAAGCGUUAUUUAUUUUAUUAUUAUUAUUUUUUAAUCAAAGGGUUAUCUGACGAAGAUGAAUUUUAAUAUUGGAUAUUUAUUUCAAUCAUGUUAUCGAAGAAUUUAAUUAAAAAAAACUUGUUUAAACCAGCAAAUAAUUUUUGUUUAUUAUUUACCAGCUAAGUGGUGAAAUGUUAAGGACUUUAUUUAGGCUGGAAAUUUGAUAUAAUCAUUGUUGAUCAGUACUGUUUUUUCAAAAUGUCGCAUCAAGUAUCCGUUUAUAAGAUUUAAAUUUUUACUUAUUUUAAUGUAUUUCUCUUUUUUAAUGCUAAACUUUUUUUUUAGUGUUGGAUUUGCCUAUUAAUGCUUAUCGUUAAUAUGAUUAUUGGUUUAUGUACAGUAAAUUAUUUAUAUAACAUUUACUUUUAUGAUAAAUUAUUAUUAUUAAAAAUGGUUGUAAUGCUUUAAAUAUGAUUAAUUGUUAUCAUUGCUCAUUAGUUAUCCCUCAUCAAAGAUUCUAACAGUAUAUUAUAAGGCGAUAUAAUUGUGACAUUUUCGCCGAUUAUUGGUUAAAUUUUAUUUAUGUGAUUCUUGAAUUUAUCUUAAGUAAAAUGUGUUACCUAAUAAUAUGUGUUAUGCGAAAUUAAACUGGCUAUGGUGCUUACUUCUUUCAUGUUGAAAUGUAUGGUUUUCCAUACGAACAUGAUUGUGAAGUGUGCCUUCAUUGUUGUGCUCUUGUACUAUUCAAAUAAUAUUUACUAUAAUAUUUAGAUAGUUUUAAAAACUGAACACACCUCUAUUUUUCUACAUAAUAGUGAAAUCGGUUGGUGGAAUUUUGUGGACACUAACUUUUAUACCUGUGGUGAACUAGCUACCUGCAUGUCUUUGAGAAAGAGUUAAACCUCACAUUUACCUUUGCCAAAUCUAUGAAUUACCUCAUGAUGUAAUGUUUUUUUUUUUUUUUUAAAUUAAGGUGAAAGUGAUAGUUAUUGGGUGCCAAGUCCAGUCUAUAGUGUGCAAUGUUCCUUUGAAACUAUUGCAAGAGAGAAACAAUUUAUAACUGACAUGUGGAUGUUGCAUGUAUGUUCAACAUUCCACUUCUUCAGUUCUGAAAUGCUCGUUUAAGUUUUAUUGGUAUUUAUUAUGGUUCCAGCUGGCAUUUACUCCCACUUCAAACAAAUUGACUUUGACAACGAAGUAAAAAAUGAAAUUUGGUUAAUUUUCAAGGGCAUGGCUGAGAGCUAGUAUGAUUCGGACAUGCAAAGGUUGUCACACUGUCUGCAAAAAUACAUUAUCUAAUUUUCGGACUAUGUAGAAAAGUAGUCGGAUGUUCAAUUUUUAUAAUGAUGUAAAUAUUAUAAGGAAGAAAAAAUAAUUUUUUUUUCUAUAAAAAUUGUAAAUUUUUGAGGUUGCCUUAGUAAGUUAAAAUUAAGGUUUUAUUUUGAUUUUUGAGUAUAUUUAAAGCCAACUAUGUAAUCUGUUUCUAACUACUAGAUAAAUUUAAAUAAACGAUGUUAAAGUUACAAUUAGAAACAUAUUUUCACUUAGUAUAUUAUAAUAUUAAUAUUUGUUAAUAUUAGUUCAUUCAAAUUGUUAUUUGACAAUUUUUUUGUUAUUUAAAAGCUAUAAAAAUUUUGACUAAUAUCAGCUUGUAGUUUAUAAAAACUGUUGUAUUUUUAUUUAUAUAUAUAUGUUAAUAGUGCAAUAUGAUUUGGUUUAAUAGAUUGUCGAGCCAAGAGUGUUAACGAAUAACUUGUGUCUAAUUUAAAUUUUUCAUUAUGUAUCCAAUCUAGACAUAAUCUAUUUAAAAUUUGAAUUGAAAUUAUUUAAUGUAUUUUUAGUGAAAGGGAGAAACGGGUCAUUAGUUGGAAAAUUAUGUAAAGUUCUUUUUUGUUAUUUAUUUCUUUGUGAUGCAUUCAAUGUUUUUCCCCCUCACACUUUAGUGUCCAAUUGAUAACACUUUAACAUUCUUAGAUUUUUUUUUUCUUCAUAAUUUGUGUUAAAGUGGUCAGUUGACCCAUUGUAGUUUUAAGAAUUUUUUUUUAUAGCUAAUGAGUUAUGUCUGUAUACACCGCUGUAAAUGCUGUUAAAGAGGUAAAAUGAAAUGUUAUUGUAGUUGCGAGAGUGUACAUUAUUUUUAUUGCUUGUAGUGAAACUACUUUGCGCUUUGAAGGAUUCAUUCACGCCUUUAUCAAGUUUUAGAUGACAAAAAAAAAAUAUUUUUAUAAAAGAGAUUUUUAUUGCCACCUUAUUAAAAAGCAACAUCAACAUUGCAAGUUUUAAAAAAAAAAAAAAGAAAUUUUUUUUAUUAUUUUAUUAGUCAUCUGAACUAAUUUUUCAUCAGUAUUAAUAGAAUCAUAUGAAGGGUUAAUAUUUAAAUGUGACCAAAUCAGAAAAAGAGAAAAAAGCCUUUGUCAUUUUUUUAACAGUCUAGGGUGCAUUUUUUAAAAUGUUUUCAUAGCUUCAAAACUAACCAGGCUCGAUUUAGAAUUACUGUUCUGCUUAGUUUAAUCAAACUUGGCUUUCUAAAUUUAAAAAUGGUGGAUAUUCUAACUGUUUAUUUUUAAAAUUGUUUUAAAUUAAUAAGUUUUAAAAUUGGCCAAGUCCAAAAUGUGUUUGCAAUUUUUCUUCAUAAUCUUUUUUUUUAAAAAUUUAACUGGAAUGUCAUUAAGAAAAAAUCCUGACAUACAUUUGACCGUUUUUAUAUUUAAGCCCUUCAUUUAUUUAUUAGAAAAUCAUUUAAAUUGGCUGCAAAAUUUGAUUUCCCCAUACCUGAAAGCUGAAAUAAAACAUGUUGAUUAGAGUGUGUGCAAUCGAGAUUAUUUCAAUUUGUGAAACACAUGGGAAACUGUUGUGCAGCUUUGUUUUGGAAAAGUAAAAUUUCUCCAUGUUUACUUUGUGGUGGAUUUUAAUGUGACCAAAGAAUUCAUUAAUUUUCUGUGAUUUAUGUUUUCUUGCUUAAUUAAAAUAAAGCUUCCUUACUCUGUGCCUUUUUAUGAACAUGUGCUUGAUUUUAUUUUCACUGUAUAAAUUUUUGUCUGGAUUAAUAAAUGAAAUACCAGAUCGGUGGAUUUUAUAUGUAUCAUCUGCUGUUUUCAAUAAAUUAUUUCUGACUUAA